CAUCUAUUUACACAAUUGCGCUUUUUUUCUAAUCAAAAAAAAUUAAAAACAAAAGACGAAACCAUUUUGGAAAUUUAUAAUUCAAUGGUUAGGCAGUGGUAACCCCUAAAUACCUCAGAAUCAAUACUUACUCUACUUACUGUACAAUGUUUUUAGUAAAUGAUUUCAAUUAAGAAUUCAAAAGAUAGAUAUUUGCACGGUUCUGGGAGAAAAAAGAGAAGGAUUUGGAAGGAAUGUUUGAGCACUUUUUGUCCUUGUUUUGCUAACAACUGUAGUAUGAUAACAUUGCUCCUUUGAACGUAAGUACUUGACAGCUUUGAAUACCAUCUUAUGAAUUAAAUAAUUAAUUAGCCUAUUUACCCACAAUUUUCCUUGGUUUUUCAUGAUCGACUGAAACUGAAUCCUCACUACUGACACAGUUUUGCAAGCAUAACUCUUCCAAAGAAGAUGUCACGUUCAAGGAGUAAAACAAACUCGAAGAUGGUGUCUUUUGCCAGUGAGUACCCCGAUAGUCCAACUUUCCCGAGAUGGAGAACCUACAGUACAAACAGCAGUGACUCUUUUUUCUGUUCAUCUUCACUGGAUGAUAUUCCGGCUGUUCAGUAUAAGAGCGUAUCAAUUAGGAAAAGUUUUGGUGGAAUAUCAAGGUUAGAAAAUCUCAGCUUCCAAAACUCAGUUCACUUGGCAGCGUUAUCAGGGGAUGAGAACGAAGUCAAGAGACUUCUGUCAAGAGGAGCAGAAGUAAAUAAGCUUGAUCACCAUGGAAAAUCACCUCUUCACAACGCCAUUCUCAGCCGAGUUCCAUCCGUGGUACAAGUUGUACUUCUCGCAGGGGCUGACGUCAAUCUACCUGAUCGUCAUGGCGACACACCUCUACACAUCGCUGUUGGGACAGGAAGUGAAGAUAUAGUCAAACUUUUGCUCCAGUGUUCCGGUUGCCAUGUCGGCACCGCUGGACAGAAUGGAAUGACACCGCUCCAUAUUGCGGCUCAGUUGGACCACAAAGGCAUCGCGGUCAUGUUGGUCGCCCACGGAGCAAGUAUCAGUGACAAGGCUGGGUAUCUCUUAACACCUUUUGCGCUUGCUGUGUCUAAAGGCUCACAGAAUACAGUCAAAUACUUCUUGGAUAUUGCCCAAGAUAAAAAACUGCUUUUUCACGACGUCGACGAAAUGGGAUCAAAUAUACUGCACUAUGCUGUGGAAAGCGGUGAUCUGCAGGUUGUUGAAAUGUGCCUUCGGCAAGGAGCUUGUCCUCGACAAAAAAGGGUUGAGGACGAAUGCACACCAUUACAUCUGGCGUGUAGUCGUGGCUAUCUCGACAUUGUCAAAGCCAUUGUAAAUAAUGACCCGACGAUUAUGACAAUGGAACUAGUGGAAGCUCAAGGGAUGACACCAUUACAUAGGGCCGCUUUGGGAAAUCACUCCGAGAUCAUUAAAUUUCUCAUCGAGAAGGGUUCUGCUGUGGACCCACGUGACUUUAACUGUCACACGCCAUUGUUGUUAGCAUCAGCCAAUGGUUGCACAUCAUCAGUCCAAAUCCUUCUGGAGAAAGCUGCAGAUAUAGCGUUAAAGGAUUCGAACCUUAAAUCCUGUCUUCAUGCUGCAGUUGGAUACAGUACAACCUUGGUUAUUUUGUUAAAGCAACCAAAAGCGGUUCCACUGGUUUCUGAGAAAGAUGUAUUUGGAUUAACACCGUUACACUACGCCACACAGCAAGGGAACUUUAAGGAUACGAUGCAACUCCUCGCUUGCAAUCCGUCUUCUAUUGAAGUCACGACUGAUACAGCUGACGAAACCGCUCUUCACUUGGCCGCAAAGGACCGUUUUUCUGACAUCGUCCAACUGAUGCUUGAGGUUGAGCACAGGAAUGAACGCGUUCUAAACGCUAAAAACAAACAGAAGCGUACUGCCCUCCAUCUCGCUUGCAUCGAGGGUAAUGAAUCGGUGGUUGAACUGCUGGCACCAGAAACCGAGAUAAACGGCGAUUUGUCACAGCAAAACCCAUUACAUCAUGCAGCAAGGAAUGGAUCCCUGAAAUGCGUGGAGCUGGUGUUGCAGGCUCAUCCGAAGUGCUUGAACGAUCUAGACAAGAACAAGAAUACAGCUCUAAAUCUUGCCGCCACCGCUGGGCAUGCGCAUAUCGUCGAGUUUUUACUGUCUAUUGAUUCGCUCAUGAUCACGUGCAAUGCGUCUGAUAUGAAUGCUCUGGAUCUGGCCAUCGAGAACAAGUGGGAAAACGUUGCCUUGGUGAUAGCAGAUCACGAAAGAUGGCAACAAGUGCUUCACCCCACCCCCCUUGGGGAUAACAGUCAAAUGGAUAUUUUGGUUCAAACUCUUCCAAAUGUAGCAGAGCGAUUUCUUGAUCGAUGUAUCGAGACAGAAGGCAAUUUAUCUGAUAAAGACUACAAGGUAACCUACGAUCUUCGUCUCAUCCAAGGAAUGAGCCUCCCUGGAGGUUCGGAGAAAGGCUACUCUCUAAAAUUCCUCAAGACAAUGGCUGCAUACAGGAGAGAGAACUGCCUUGGUCACCCUGUGUGCUACCUGCUGAUGAGUCUUAAAUGGCGUAAGUUCGGAUGGUUCACGUUUAUCGCAAAUAUCAUCAUUUACCUAAUUUUCUUGCUGUCGAUAACAACUAUUGUGCUGCAAACCCAAACAAUCUGUAAAGACAAAAUCGGAAAUACGAAUUCUUCAGAAGAGAAUGCUAUGGAGACGAACCAUGAAUGGUGGACAUGUGGACAAAACCAGAAGUUUAAAGGCCUGAUAAUCCCCCAGUUCCUAGUGAUCGCGCUUUCCUUUCUUCUCGUUACUAAGGAAUUAGCACAAAUCAUCAAACUGCGAAGAAAAUACUUCGACGACAUCACCAACUUCAUUGAGUUACCCAUCUACGCAGCAGCUCUAUUUUACUUGAUUCCAGUUUGCACGUGCAAGAAGAUAUUUCAGGUCGAGGCUGGAGCUUUGUGUUUGUUCCUGGCUUGGAUCAACCUAGCUUUGUACAUGAGAAGGUCAGCUGUGUAUGGACGUUACGUAGUCAUGGUACUUUCUAUGUUGAAGACAGUUCUUGAGGUUGCAGUACUGUUCAGUUUAUUCAUUGUUGCAUUUGGAAUGGCCUUCUUCAUAUUGCUCGACAAUAUCCAAGUUUCUGCGUUUUCAACCGUCGGUAAAUCUUUUGCCAAGACGUUUGUCAUGACUCUGGGAGAAGUGUCCUAUGACAGCACCUACAACCAAACCGAACUCAAACAUAGCUUCCUCAACUAUUUUAUCUUUGUGAUUUUCUGCUUCUUGAUGCCUAUCAUCCUGAUGAACAUGUUGAUUGGUUUAGCUGUUGGUGACAUCGAUAAUAUUCGUCAGCAUGCAGUAGUGGAGCGUUAUAUCAUGCAGAUUGAACACCUGAUAGAGUUGGAGGAGUCUCUCCCCAUGUGGAUUCUUCGUCGAUUGAGGAUUAAAGAACACGUGGAAUACCCCAACCAACCUAAGGGACUCGUUACCAAGCUUUGGGAUGCUUUUUGUAGUCUUGGUAUCCCUAAGGAGGACUCUUCAGAUUACCACCACAGGAUUCCCAUGAUGCUAACACAGAUCAACGACAAGAUUACCACUAACGAAAACAGGAUUAAAGAAUUGAAUAACGCUAUCAUAAGACAAAAUCAAAUCUUGCGAGACAUUAACCGUCGUCUGACCGGAAGUACAGAAAGCACCGGAACUAGAAUUAUGAACUGGUUCUCUUCCGGUCUUGGAGAUUGGAAAACUCCAAACUUCAGUAGUUGGUAUCAGUAUAAGUAGUAAAAGUCGUCUUGAAGUUCUUGAGCGCUUUCUUAAGGCUUUAUAAUAUUUUAAAUAUAUCUUAAGAGUGCGAUAAAAAAUAUUUGCUACACAGCUCUAGUCUAGUCAAAGUCUAGUCUGUGGCGGGGCGAAUGAAUUAGGGACUAGGAGAGAAGGGAACCGAGGGGGGAGGGGGGGUGGGGAGGGAAAGGUAAAGCGCCCCCUUAUUCCCCUCAUCCUCAUCUUCUUCGACGUCCUUUCUCCCUCAGACCUCAAACCAUUCGUGCCACUACGGUUUCUAAAAUUCAUGCCAUAUUGAAAGCAUUUAUAAGUCUUUGUAGUAUUUUACUAAACUAUCCACAUCGACUAGCAUUUUAUUCCUUGGCACUUAUAUAACCGCUUUACUUUAAAACUGUGGUAAACUCGUUCACUCGGGCACCUUUGAGUUGCGCAACUUGAAGAUAAAUGGUUCAGUUGAACUAAAACAACACUUAUAAAACAUAAAAAAGAUAAAAAAARAAAACUUUAACUCGUACUUAAUUACUUUAAAUUAUAAAACGUAAGUAACACCAAAUAAAAUAACUUUUACAUCGGAAAUUAAAAAUGAAGACCCAAAAAUAAAAGAUAUAUCGAGUCUUUAUUGUGCGUUGCUAGAAUUCCAGACAAGCGUUCUAGAGUUGCUAUCCCAGCUAAAAAAGCAAAUUUUGUUUAUCAAAUUAACAGCUCUUUGGUGUGCAUUUCCAACUUAUACGAUCUCGAUAACCAUUCUUAUGGGAAGCCAUUUUAAUGUUACGAUAGGUCGUACCCUGUACACGCUGCAAGUCAGCCUGUACGUUUCCUCCUCAUACGAUUACCCUACGAUAACCAUCUUAAUGGGAAGCCAUUUCAAUGUUACGGCGUCUUAACGUGUAUAUGCUGUAAGUCAGUACCGUAUGUUUCCAACUCGU
Molecule: messenger RNA, 4703 nt
Organism: Actinia tenebrosa (Australian red waratah sea anemone)
Lineage: Eukaryota; Metazoa; Cnidaria; Anthozoa; Actiniaria; Actiniidae
Product: transient receptor potential cation channel subfamily A member 1
Biological process (GO): monoatomic ion transmembrane transport
Cellular component (GO): transmembrane transporter complex; membrane
Molecular function (GO): protein binding; monoatomic ion channel activity
Source: RefSeq, a predicted model, not a curated record